UUUCAUUGUGUUUCCUCUACCUUUCGCCUUGAGAUUGAUUCUUGCGUCCCAGAGAUGGCAUCGGUUUGCAGGUCAGCGCUGGUGAGUGGUUCCAGGAAUUUAGUAUCUAGAUCCAGGACCUUAACUCAAAAGUAUCUCAAUCUUAAACCGACAACGACGACUUCAGUUCCUUUUGCUUCAGUGUCCCAAUCCAUUCCUCGCGCUUCAAGGGUAUUGUCUGCUUUGGGAAGCGUUGAAACGAUGAUUCCGCUUCACAGUGCGGUUGCUUCAGCUCGGCUCCGGUCAAGCAUCGCUGCUGAUUCCUCUUGUUGGAGCAUGCUUUCCGAGGGAUUUGCCACGCCUUUGUGACCCCCUGCCCGGUCUGCUGGAAUCUAUCUAUAUAAGGCGAAAAAAUAAUCAAAAAUUAUUAGGACUUGCUUUCAGACAAUGAAUGAACAAGGAUACUACUUUCUUCUAGUUUUAACUCUUUCGUCCUUGUAUUUGUUAUAGUUCACAAAGACUUGAUGCUUCAGAGUUCUACUUAUCUUUCUGUUGCUAUUUGUUGUUAUCCACACAUUUUUGGGGGCUUUUUUCUGCGUUACAAUUCAGCUUCUCCUCUCUUCUCAUUA
This is a messenger RNA of Raphanus sativus (radish), 608 nucleotides long. Its product is annotated as protein NONRESPONDING TO OXYLIPINS 2, mitochondrial. The transcript has 3 exons. The coding region runs from base 55 to 348 and encodes 97 amino acids. NCBI's taxonomy places the organism in Eukaryota, Viridiplantae, Streptophyta, Magnoliopsida, Brassicales, Brassicaceae. The record is from RefSeq and is a predicted model, not a curated record.